AUGUUUAGAUGUUUGAGUUAUUCCCGGCCGGUUGGAAUCUCGGGGGCUUUUCGAGGUGUACACGGCAUACAAGGCAAAAACAGCGUACACCCCACUCGCUGGAGAAUAGCACCAUUCAGAUCAAUCCACUCACAGACACCACCAACACCCACGCACACGCCAAAACCCACACUCACCCACCCUAGCGCCUCAAAAUGGCUCUAUUCACUAUCGGCGUUGAUAGCGGGGAUCGUUGUUGUCGGUGGCGUCACCCGGCUUACGGAGAGUGGAUUGAGUAUCACAGAAUGGAAGCCCAUCACAGGCGUAACGCUGCCACGCGGGGAGGAUUGGCAGGCUGAGUUUGACAAGUACAAGCAGACGCCUGAGUAUAGAAUGCUCAACAGCCGCAUAUCCCUCGAGGAUUUCAAGCGGAUCUACGUGAUGGAAUGGGCGCACAGGGUAUUCGGGAGGGCGAUAGGUGUUGCGUUUAUCCUUCCAGCGGGGUACUUGGUCGCGCGUCGGCAGCUAUCCCGCGGGAUGCGCUGGGCAGUCGGUGGCUUGGGGCUUGGCAUAGCUUUCCAGGGCUUCCUCGGGUGGUAUAUGGUGGAGAGUGGGCUGAAGGAGGAGAACUUCGCGCACGCUGGCGCCACUCCCCGCGUCAGCCAGCACCGCCUCGCUGCGCAUCUGGGUGCAGCACUCGCGCUCUAUGUAGCCACGCUCUAUGCGGGGCUGGCAUCGGCGCGUGACUGGGCCGUUGGUGGGGGUGGUAGUGUGAGCGGGGUGCACCAGCCAGAGAAGGUGCUUGGCAAGAGUGCGACUCGACCACUGAGGCAGUUCAGGGUACUCGCGCGCACAGGUUUGGGUGUAGUUUUCCUCACGGCACUUUCGGGUGCGUUCGUUGCCGGGCUCGAUGCGGGGCUUAUCUACAACGAGUUCCCGUGGAUGGGUGAGGGCGUGUCGCCACCGUGGAACGAGGUCUGGGAUAAACGCUAUUCGCGGCGAGCAGACGGAGCUGAUUUGUGGUGGCGCAACAUGACGGAAAACCCUUCGACGGCGCAGAUGGACCAUCGCAUACUCGCCACUACCACCCUCAUUGGCACAUUGGCCAUGCACGCACUGGCAUUGCGCAGCCCAGGUGUGAAGAAGAGCUUGCCACCUCUCACUAAAACACUACUCAAUGUUACGUCAGGCACUGUGGUUUUGCAGGCUUCCUUAGGCAUAAGCACUCUCCUCUACCUCGUUCCUAUUCCCCUCGCUGCGGCUCAUCAGGCUGGCUCUGUCGCCCUGCUUAGCGCGUACGUCGCCCUUGUCGCGUCGUUGCGCAGACCCGGGAUGGCGGCGAGAGUCAGAGCGCAGUGGGAGAAGGGCCUCCUGCAAGCGCAAUCGCAAAGGAAGAUAAACACAACAGUACAAUAG
Molecule: messenger RNA, 1395 nt
Organism: Wallemia ichthyophaga EXF-994
Lineage: Eukaryota; Fungi; Basidiomycota; Wallemiomycetes; Wallemiales; Wallemiaceae
Exons: 2
Coding region: 1-1395 (464 amino acids)
Biological process (GO): heme A biosynthetic process
Cellular component (GO): mitochondrial inner membrane
Molecular function (GO): oxidoreductase activity, acting on NAD(P)H, heme protein as acceptor
Source: RefSeq, a predicted model, not a curated record